AUGGUUGAUCUUGUGGAUUUAAAUCAACCAAUAGGUACGAGCAUUUAUACUUUGUUAAACAACACCACCGCCGAGAUCAAUAUAAAGUACGCAUACAGUGUGUUUAACUUGUGGUAUUAUAACGAUUUGACUGGUCUGCAAAUUACAAGUAACACAGAUAUAGCAGUGUUUGCAGGGUGUGCCCACACGACCUUUCUGAGUAAUGGAAAUCCUAAAAUCUUUAUGAUUGACCAAGUACCACCAACUCUCGUCUUGGGACGAGAUUAUAUUAUAAGCAGAUUUGGAUCUCAUCAUCUUGCAGGUGUAUUUAUCCUUACAACUUCUGAUAAUACUUCGGUGGUAGGGUACAAUGAAGAUAGUUGCAUGUAUGACACGGGUAAUACUAAUGAUUGGGAUUACUAUGAAAUGAACUCAGAUAUUCUUUUCAUUUCAUCCAGUGAACCAAUAGCAGUUGUCCAUAUUCUAGAAUCGGGUACGUCAAAGCCGUCAAUGUAUUAUGCCACUCCAUUGGAUGGAUUUCAGAAAUCUUAUGAAUUUUACAUUCCACCUUCAUACGAACAGUCGGAUAUUUAUGGGGUCACAGUUUUCACGUCUGACUCGAGCAGUAUCAUGCUGAAUUCUCAAUUGGUCCAAGCUACUUCUACAGGUUCAAAUGACCUGGACAUUGGUGGUGUGUCGUAUUCGGCGCUAGUAUAUACCCCUGAUCCCGGAAAUGUCAACAGAAUAAACCAUACCAGUGCAAACUUUGGUGGUUAUGUAUACUACGAACAUAAUUCAUCACUGAUUUUACGCACUCUUGGAGGACAUUAUUUCCAGAGAAACGUGACUUGCAAGCCUGGUAGCAACGUCCCGGGAUGCAUUACACCAAACACCAAUUGUCCAUAUUCAGCUCCUACAAUUAGUAUUGCGAAUAUAAACUCCAGUAUCAUUUAUGGUGGCAAUAUUACCUUAAAUUGUCUUAUUGUUUCACAUCCUGCCAUUACGACAUUCAGCUGGGGUAUCAACACAUCGACAGGAUUUACUGACAUCACUUCCGGUGGAUCGUACACAGUAGAAACUGAUACCACUACAGACAACGGAAGAGCCAACAUUUCAAUGACAAUUUCCAAUGUCACUUUUAUCGAGAAAACAUACACAUGUCGUGCUGGGAAUAAUAUUGGGAACGAAUUUGUAAGUGUGACGUUACAUGUUCUUGGAGAUACGGAACCGGAUGUUAAAAGCCCUAAGUAUAGAACAGCUCUUAGUGGCGAUAUCAUUUCGCUGCCAUGUGUUAUCGACGCGACACCUAACGUCGACUAUGUUCAUUGGACCCGAACGACAAGCAAUAAGAUGAUAGACAUGACCAAAACCAGAUACAGUGGAUCGACAACUUCUUCACCAUCUUUAAAUAUAGAUCAAGCUCGUACUUCCGACACCGGAGUAUAUAACUGCCACGCAAACAAUACUGUCGGUAGUACUAAAGGACCUGAUUUGGUAUUAGUAGUUUACGAUAGCACUGCCGUAAACGAUGGUGGGCAAUCCACGAUAACAGGAUCGAAUGUAACAGCAGCAACAACAAUAACUACAACAACAACAACAACAAAAAGUCCUAUUCUGGUUAACACAAUAACAACUACUUAUAAUACAGCAAACACAUUAAGUAUGACACCUUCCGUUUCUGCAAGACCUUUAACCUUAUCUGCAAACUCAGGAGAAAAUGUUACCCUAACAUGCGAUGUUAUCGGACCUGUGACGUCAGUCUACUGGCAAAAGUACCAGGAUGGAAUGGUGAUGAAAAUUGACCCAACCAUGAACACAAAUAAAACAUCUGGUGCAACGACUGUAGUACCAUCAUUGCAGAUCUACGGUGUGUCUCUGUACGACAAAGCUUUAUACAAAUGCUUUGCUGUUAACAUUGAUAAAACUGGAUCCAGUGACUACGUGAGCCUUGACAUAUUAGAUCAAACGUUGGUGACUUUUGUUCACAUCCCUGAGGCUAAAAAGUCAGGUUACUUGGAUAAAAAAAAGAGUGAAAUAGAGAAAGGACUACGUGUAAAUAGAAAGAUAUUGUCAUCUUCAAUACGACGUACGACUUGUGCACCAGAUUCACGACCAUCAGCAACAGCAGCAGGAGCCGUUGGCGCAUCAUUAAUGGUUGUUGUUUUUGGAACAAUGGCGCUGAUGGACAUACCCAUUUUGAUAUCGGCUGUGAAAGCCUUGUUUAUAAUUAAACAUUGA
Mytilus trossulus (common blue mussel) is the source of this 2217-nucleotide messenger RNA. RefSeq lists its product as uncharacterized. The transcript is spliced from 6 exons. The record is from RefSeq and is a predicted model, not a curated record. The coding region runs from base 1 to 2217 and encodes 738 amino acids. NCBI's taxonomy places the organism in Eukaryota, Metazoa, Mollusca, Bivalvia, Mytilida, Mytilidae.